Molecule: messenger RNA, 6944 nt
Organism: Amoebophrya sp. A120
Lineage: Eukaryota; Dinophyceae; Syndiniales; Amoebophryaceae
Source: the annotation of a GenBank genome assembly
GUCACAAACAUCGUGUCUAAUAACUACCCGAUGGCAACAGGAAACGAGCAGCGCGGUGGCGCUUCUUCGUCCUCUGCGGUGACCGCGGACGGAUUGUCAUCUUCGGGAAGAACCGGCAAGAGCUCUCGAAUGGGUUUGGCUGCUGCCUUUGAUCAACGCCAGCAAGACCAGUACUACGCUACCGAACCACAGCGAUCCGGGGUCGUCGCUGCAGACUCGUCCUCGUCGUCUGCAGUAAAAGGAAACGCCAGCACAAGCUCAUCUUCUGCAACGAGCUCCAGUUCAUCAUCCUCCUCAUCGUCAUCUUCUGUUGGCAACCACGACAUCAAUGCUGGAGACGUUGAAAAUGAGAUUUUUACUUCCAAUUCCAAAAGCUCGGCCGCAUCCAGCAGCCGCAGCAAGUCCUCAGGAACUUCUUCCAGCGAAGCCAGCAAAAAUCAUGCGCGGGAUCAGUUUUACAUGAAAAGCUACACAACUUCGGGCAGCAUGAACAGUUCUGCACCACCAUUUCUCGCACAGGAAAACGAGGUGGAGGUUAGUAUCAUGAGCACACUACGAUCAGCAGAGGCGGAAAAUCGACUUCGGAAAGAGCAGAAAAAUAUGAACGCUGGGAUGUUGAAUGCAGCCACAUCUUCUAGAAAAAAAGACCCACACGAUGAACAACAGCACAACGCCCCGGGCAGUGCAACAGGUUGUGGCAGUGGUUCUGCUUCCGCACGCACACUGUCGAAGGCCGCAGAAGGCACAACCGAAGAGGAAGUGGUCUUGGUCGCGAAGAAGGAUAGUGUUUUGGAAAACCUGCGCAUAUCCCAGGAGGCCGCACAGAAAGCCGCCGCAGCCGGACCUCGAGCUGGCGGAAUUUCUUCACGAAAUAAAGCGGGUACGAAAAAAGCGGUUGAAGUAUCGUCGUUGCCAACAUCGCUCCCGCAACCUGCUCUACCGCAAUUCGGCACUCCGCCCCUGAGUUUGGAGCAGCAGGAGGCGAACCUGGAAAAGCCGCGAGGGGGUAAGGACUCGCUUCAGCCGGUGGUGCAAAUGAAGCUGCGAAUUUCGUCCCCCACCGCCGCUGACCUGCACCAGCAGGCCGAGCAACUAAUCCCUAUCGAGAUCCGGCAGCAACAGCAGCCGCAUUUGCGCAGUUCCUCUGAAGGAGACUUUACUCCUUCCCCCGGGGCAGGAAAGCCUGUAGGCCACCAGCACCUCCGGCAAGGAGGGGCGGAGGGGCCAGAAGAAGAAGAAGCGGAACAGCCCAAGGAAUCCCUGUACAGAAAUCAAGCCCACCAGGUGUUCUACAAGAAGAAACAGGUCACGAGGGACGGGCUCGGCCGAAAUACGCAAUUCUACGUCAAUAACUAUGGAGGCUUUUAUCCGGAUCAGGUUGAAGAUGUCGAUAUAAUCCGUGAAGAAGUAGGUGUCUCGCAAAGUAGAACCACGCCGCUGACAGCCGAGAACGUUGAGAAGUACAAUAAUCACUACCGCCACGACCAUGAUCAAGAAAUUGCAACUACGCACCAGCAGAGUCGCGAAGACCGGUUAUUCCACCACUUGAAAUUGCCAGAACAGCACGUUGCACCACGGGGCCCUCACCGGCCGGGUGAUUUUCAAAUGCAGGAGCACGCUGCCCAGAACUACCACGACGACGGCGCGAGGCGGAGCUACAUCAUGGACGAUGGCACGACAAACACUCUUAUGGAUGAUCAUUCCAAGUCCGGCCACGAGCACGAAUUUUUCCAAUUUGGAAGAACCAGCCUUGAUCCCGUAGACUUUGAAAUCAGAAAAGCGCAACAGGACGAGAUGCAAGAACAGCAUCAACAUGACGAACUGCGCGGAAACAUCAACAUCGCUUCAACGCAGCUGCAGCCUCAACCUGUCGUGCAGCCGCCGCCAUCAGACCAAACCGCAAUUAUGAUGGGCCGCGAAACAAGUAGUUUGUUGGAAGAGACCACCAGAGAGAAGAUCCUUCAGCAAACGAAAGAGACGGAGGAAGUGUAUCAGAAUGCGAUCCUCGAGUACUUGGCCGCAAAGAAUCUAGACGUGGAGGAAGCGAGAACGAUUUUCGCUGAAAAUACCAAACACAGAGUUUUUCUGCAGAAACAGCACUUGAAUGAUUCCUCGGACAGGAGCAAGCGAUCGAUGGGGUUGAAAUCGAAUACAACUAGUGUUAAACCGCUGUCCGUUAUCACGAGAAAAAAGUGUUACAGUUACACAUUUGUUGGAGUUUCUGCAUCACAAAUUUUCUCUGUGUAGUGGCAGGGAAAACUUGUAAUGCGAAGAUCAUAAGAACGGAAAACAGGAAGAAAAUGAGGAUCCCAAGCAUUUCCUGCAUGAGAGAGGUUAUCUGUGUUGCCGGUCUUGCAACACAAUGUGUAACUGUAGCACUUUUUUCUUGCGAUAUCCGUCCGGCAAUCCGGCGUGAAUGUCGUCGACGACCAAAGUCGCGAACUAAAUGCAGCGGAGGACGAGCAUGGCAUUGUUGACAAGGAGCUGGCCUCGGGAGGUUUUUCUGAAAUGGACCAGUUAAAGCAGCUCGCGGAAGUUUGUCGGGGGAUCGUGAAGAGCUAUUACGCGGCACAGAAAAGGAGCGAUGUGGAACAGACACGGGGACAGCAAACGGGACCAGUACCUCCGGAACACACUGUUUCUACAGUUGCAGGAUUGACUAUCGAAAUAGAAAAGGUCUUCGAACAGUGCAGGUACAAAAGACUUCGUGAUUGCGGUGGUGUUUUUGGAAAUUGUAUGUGAAGCAACCGCAAUGGCAAGUUCUACUUUUUGCUUUUUUGCCGUAUCAAUUACUUAGAUUCAUCGUCGCAAGUGGACGACAGGAGCUGCAUUUGUUGUGCGACCAGGUGCAUUUUCCGCAAAAUAAACAUUCACGCACCAUACCUCUCAUUACUAUUUGCGAUUUUAUUCACCACGAAAUUAAUCAGGACCGCGGAUUCGCGACAUGCGUCUGAGAUUUCCAAGCUCCACAGCCGGUAUUCUGUCAAGGAGGCCGCGUGGAAGGAGGAGAUCGAGGAGAUGGGAGAGUUACUGAAAAAACUCUCCGAAACAGAAAAGGAACUCACCGCGGCUUUGAGUGAGCAAGAAGAAGCGAUCCCCGACGAGCAUGACGGCGACGGGACGACAGCCGAUGUUCAAACAGGAAGGGUAAUGAGUCCUCUGCGCAAGAAGCUGCAAAUGCGCACGAGUGGGGCUGUCACGGUCGAAGUGCGAGAUGAUCAAGGAAUACCAAAUGCGAAGAACGACGAACAUGAAGUGUCUCUAGGACGACGAUCAAGCAACACGGUAGGUGCAGCUCCCGAAGACAAAACGGUGGGUAGAGACAAAGACAAUAAACCAAGCACGACUUCAGCACCCUCAGCAGUUGUUUCACCACAACCCGCGUCGGUGGAGGUCCCACCGAAUACAACUGCUUCACAGAAGCCGGACUUCCUGCAAGAAUACAAACAGCAGACGAAUAGCGCGAGAAAUCCUUCUUCUUCAUCGUCCGCCAUGCCAAGUGCGGGACCUCCUGGUAUCCCUGCAGGAGACGCGAUUCUGAAGCUCCUGCAGCUCUGCCUGGAUUAUGCCGAAACCAUCACCGGUGACUUGGAGUCCGCCGCGAAACGGGACGCGAAGCAGAUCCAGAAUCUGCUCAACAGCAGCAGGGAGCAGGACUUCGACGCCGUGCGGAUUGUGAACGCGGCGACCGAACUACGGCAGAGAAUGAACACUGACUUGAAAGACAACUUGCUGAAGUUUGCAAGCUUUGGUGGUGCUGGGGGCGAACGGGUUGGUGACUCGUCCAUGUCGAAAAUAAGCCUCGAACAAGAACGCAACAAUUUUCCCCAGGCCUGGCUCCGCUCCUUCCAAGCGGUGUUGACGCGAGCGCGUGAUCUCCAUUCGGACCUCACGUCCUUCCGAAUUGUGAAGGAAUUGCAGCAGACGCACGCCCUGGAGAUGGAGAAAGAGCUGGCGAAGAAAACUAUCACGACCGGGAUCAAAGAGCAGGAGUUUGAAAAAAUUUUGAAAGCCAAAGUUCUGGAAGUCGAGACCUACUACGACGCGCAAGUGUCCAAACUCGAGGCGAAGGUCGAGGAGCUAAAGCUUCGCGAGCAGCAACUGAAGCAGAUGUUGCAGGCCGCGGCGGAAAGCUAUCAAGCCAAAUUGCAAGCGGAGCAGGCGGGAUGGAAGGUCGAAAGGGAAGCGAUGCGAGCAGAGUUUCAGGAUAGGAUACAGCGGGGGGAGAAGGACGUAAGUAGAGUGAUUCGUUUGUUUUUCUUCAUCAUUCUUCGAAGCUUUUAUCCCGGUUCCAGUGGUCAUAUGUAUUUAUUUUCCGUGCAGUUGCAGUUCUUGUGCUUUGAAGGAAUAGCAGGAAUUUCGAGUGUACUACUGUGUCGAUCAUGUGUAGUUAAUGUUGAUGAGUUGUAACAUCCAAAACUAAAUAGCUUGUUUCUGCCGCGGGGCAGAAGCAGCGGCACUUGCAGCAGCAGCUUAGCCAGGUGCUGUUUGAGAACGAGAAGUUAAAGCAGCUGAAGCCGCUGCCGCUCGAACAGAACCUGCGGAAAACGAUCGAGAAUCUCAAAGACGAACUGCACAGCCAGAACUUGGAGAGCAGCAACGACGUGGCGGCGCUGGAACAGAUGCUGGCGGACCAUGAGAAACAGCUCGCAGUCUGGCGGGAGCAAAUUGAGACGGCCACGAAGGAGCCGGACGUUGCUUCUGAUGCGACGAGAGGACACCGGCAGCCACGAUUUGCAAAAUUGCAGAUGCAGCGAUCUAGCAGGAAUUUGGGACACGACCUUGAAACCUUUCUUGGCGAAGGUACAGCUGUUGGAGGUCAUCUGCAACAGAACGGAACUACACUGAUCGGUGGAACUACAACCACUCCUAGUGGUACAAGAACUGGCUCUGGCGCCACACAGACACAGGAGCAUCUUCACCAAGAAAGAGGUAGCUCGUCUUCCUCGGGAAAGCACAACACAAGAGACAGGAAUACCGCCGGAGCGGCAGAUGUCGUCGUUCCUUCCAACGCGUUCGCGCCCUCUCCCUUCGAGCAAUCAGCGUCUUCGUCGAGUACUAGUAGAAAUGACGGAAAUGAUUCAAACGCUUUAUUUUUGCAGAAUUAUCAGCGCCACCCGCCUCCGAACCGCGUCUUUACCGCCACCGCCAAACACCACCACCCAGUGCACCACCACCACAAGAGAAUGUACGGCCACGAAACGCUGCGAGAAGAGCAGUCCCAAGCGGCACAGAUGGUCGCGCUACACAAAGAGAACCGGAAGAAUAGAUUUACUGCGUCAAAGGAGGAGGAUAUUAGUAGCGUUGUUCAACAAAUGAAAACUUAUAGCGGCGGUGCGCCUGCUCCUGCUGCGGCUUCUUCUUCCAGCACGGCGUUUACGUCGGACGAAGAUUACCACACCACACCCUUCAGGCAGCAAUUUUCCCGAAGAUCGGCGAAAAACCCCCAACCGGGAGGUGGUGGCGGACCCUCUGCUGGUCAGCAACUACAGCAAAAACCGAACAAAAUAACGAAGCGAGGAGCGAAGGAAGAGUCGGUGUCUGAAACGAGGACAGCAGCGCAUGGUGCAGGAGCCGCGGCACAACAUUUGGCAGCUUCUACUACAACAACCGGUACCGGGCCGCCAAGUAGAAGCCGCGUGCCGGGGAAGCCGAAACAACUGCAGCUGGAGCAGGAGGAUUUUUUUCACGACGCUGAAAAGGAUCGCAUCCCUGACGAAAAUGAAGAUCCCCCUCGCGGCCCCAAAAAUUUUUCCGGCGGUGGUCCAACUAGAAGCAGUCCUAAUCAUGACACCUCCGCUCCCGUCCCGAAGCUCCGAGUGGAACAUGAAGAGCCCCCGCCCGCAGCGAAAAAGAACACAUUUGAGCUUUUGGAAGAGUUUGCCCACCAGUCCGCGAACCUUUCCCAGCCGUUUUACCAUGCGGAGUACAUGAAGCCGGAUAACUUUCUGCAGGUACAACCUCCGGAGUUGAAGGACGUGAAGAAAAGGGUUGCGGACCGCGUGGAGACGUUGAAAAAGCAAAAUUUUGAACACGCGAUGAAAGUGCAGGAGCAAAAGAAGAACCAAGUUCUUUCCACAAGUCCAAGAAAUUACGACUCAGCGAUUCAGAUUCUUUCAGCGAAAAACGGCAGUCUGCGGGUGAAAGUGCGCAACCAGCCUGCGGAAAUAAAUGCAGUGAAAAAUGAUGCAGCAGCAGCGGCGGCCGGGGCGGUUGUAGAAACAACUCCCACAAGGACCGCUAAGAUGCUAGCUAGUACAAAAACUUCCCGAAGAAACCACACGCCUAGCGACAGUGUUGAUAACACUGCAAGGACAGCAGCGGAACCAGCACAACCCACCGAUAGUACGAACGAUCGAGUUCCCGAACUCGAUACACCGAUGAUGGUCAUGCCCCGGUCCUACCGCUACCAAGAACAGAACUACUCCACCACGCACUUGUUGAAUCAAUCGAGGAUCCUUGCUGGCGGCGGGGGAACAUCAAACAUCACUCCGGCGCUGAUGACAACUCUUAGUGGAGGUGGUGUGCCGUCGUUGUUGAGUAACGGCCCUUCCCCAACCGCGAUCGGAGUGGGGGUCGGGAUCGGUGGCGUGUCAUUGAACAAACGGGCGGAAGAGGACGACUUUGCAAGGGGGUGGCACAACUGAAGAAAUAGGAAGGGAUAGCAUUUUGUUUCAAGAAGACAAGAAUACGAAAAAAAAAUUCGUCUGUACGGAAUAAUUUUGCAUUCAUUUUGCGUGCGAGAACGAAGGAGCACCGCAGCACAGGAUUUUGACAAUUGACGGUCGAUAUAUUCUGAUGACCAAGUUCCUUAUGCUUAGCCUUCUCCUGUUAUCUUAAUUUUUUGCUCUUCUUUCGUUAUCUUUUGCAACUUGAUGAGGAGGCUUUUCUUCUACGAAGACUGUUGUAACUUUGCAAUGUAAGUACUUAGUUGUACUAAAGAU